UUACAUUCACUUAGGGUCAAAAAGAUCCAUUACCUUAGCAGUGACAGAGAACAACUAGAAGUUGUCGAUCGCUCUUUCGAAAGAUCACAUCAUGAGCACAUACGACCACGCGGUCAUUGGAGCUGGAAUAGUAGGAUCGUGGACAGCUCUUCGCUUGCUGAGUUUAGAUAAAACAGUUCUGCUUCUAGAUCAGUUUAGCAAGCCUUACACCCAGAACAGUUCUCAAGGCAAUAGUCGCAUCAUUCGUAUCGGCCACAAAGAAGAUUUUAUCACCAAUAUGAUGCCUAUUGCGUAUGAUAUGUGGGAAGAGGUAGAAACAUAUACCAAGAAGGAGCUCAUUAUUAAAUCUGGAUUUGUAGGUUUGGAGUCAUCUACGGAAAAUAAGGAUAAUUACAGAGAGUAUGUGAAGCAAAUAAAAACAGUCUCACUCGAAAAUUUCGAAGAGUUGACUACUGCCCAACUGAAUAAAAAAUAUGCCCUAAAAUUCAAGUUUGAAUCUCUUGGAGGUGCUUACCUUGAAAAAAGUGGGGGAAGCAUAAUGGCAAAAGACGCUCUUCUCACCAUUCAAGACUUGUUCCGCAAACGAGGUGGCCACUUUUGGGAUGCAUGCAAGGUACAUCAAGUGUUUCCUCAAGGUGAUAAAGUAAAGGUUGCGACUGAAAAAGGAGAUGUGAUAGUCGAUUCUGUGGUGGUAUGUGCAGGACCAUGGACGCAGAAACUGCUAACCCCUCAUCUAAUACCUUCUCUUCCUUUGCAGCCACUUUCUGUGAAGGCGUUUUAUUGGAAAGAGAAGAUCAAAGGUGCUUAUGAUGGAAAAAAAGGGUUCCCAGCUUUUCUUCAUAUAUCCGAGCCUCACGUGUUUGGACUGCCAAGUAUUGAGCAUCCUGGCCUCAUGAAAGGUUUUCCAUACAGCUCGAUCAACAUGAUGUACCUUUGUUGCCUGUUGUACAUAAGCAUGGAAGAUAAGCCAGUUGCAUACAUUUAUUGUUAUUUCUCCUUACAUGUCGCGGUGCAUGGAGGUUCUCCUCUGUAUGAUCCCGAUAACAAAGAUACGAAAAUAGAUACUGAACUGGUGAAUACUGUCAAAGACUACAUUAAAAAACAUUUACCACUGCUGGAACCAGAACUGGCUAUGGUUGAACAUUGCAUGUACACGAUGACUCCCGAUGAAAUGUUCAUUCUUGAUACUUUACCGAAGUAUAAAAAUAUUAUUAUAGGAGCUGGAUUUUCGGGAAUUGGAUUCAAGACUGCUCCUGUCGUUGGUAGACUAUUGAGCGAAUUGGCAGCCGGAAUCGAUCCUUUUUUGGACAUAUCUCAUUACAAACUUUCUAGAUUUGAUGGAUACAAGGCCGAAGAAAGAACGGAAGAAAAACCGAAAUUCAUCUUUUGCAAAUCAUUUUGAAAUAUACAUUAAAAAACAUCAAGAAACUGUAUGAUGAAAGUCUCCUUAUAUUUGGACUUUGCGAAAUUAUUUGAAUCGCUUUUAAUUGUAACAUUUUGACGAACGUUUUGUGAUUUAAUUACUUUAAUAAUAAAAAUAUGAUCUUCGGUUGCGUAA
Messenger RNA from Stegodyphus dumicola, 1558 nucleotides. Its product is annotated as peroxisomal sarcosine oxidase-like. Lineage: Eukaryota; Metazoa; Arthropoda; Arachnida; Araneae; Eresidae. The record is from RefSeq and is a predicted model, not a curated record. Gene Ontology annotation, cellular component: peroxisome. Gene Ontology annotation, molecular function: sarcosine oxidase activity; flavin adenine dinucleotide binding; L-pipecolate oxidase activity.